UUUAAAAACAUGGUGUAUUCAAUUUGUUUUGUUACAAUGUGUAAAAAUAUAUGUCAGGCAAAUAAAUAACACAGGAUGAACAUUGGAAAUAUAUUUGUGUAUUUUAUGGCUUCCAUGUUACAAAUUUUACGGAUAAAAUGAUCACGUGACUGAAAACUACGAGAUGGCGACCGCAAUGUAUUUGGAGCACUAUCUUGACAGUCUAGAAUGUCUGCCAAUGGAACUCCAGAGAAAUUUCAACUUAAUGCGGGAUUUGGAUCAACGAUCACAAGAUGUAUUAAAAGACAUUGACAAAAUGUCAGAAGAAUAUUUGAAAAAUGUCAAACACUAUUCAUCAGACAAACGAACAAAACAGAUGGACAAUAUCAAGAAAUUAUUUGGGAAGAGCCGAGAAUACGGAGAUGACAAAGUACAGCUGGCCAUGCAGACGUACGAAAUGGUGGACAAACAUAUACGACGGCUGGACUCUGACCUUGCAAGGUUUGAGGCGGAGCUGAAAGAGAAGACGUUAAACGCCAAGACGGGUGGGGGCAGUCAGAGUACCCCAGGGCCAGACACUGGGCAGAAAAAAAAAGGUGACAAAUCAGAGAAAAAGAGGAAAAAAGGACAAAAAGAUGAUUUUGAUGAUGAAAUUCCUAGAAAGAAGAAAAAGAAGAACCAGCCAGUAGAGCCAGAACCUGAGCUGGUGAUGACCAACACCAUACCUGCCCUGCCGCUGUCAAUUGCACACCCCUCUGACGUGUUGGACAUGCCUGUGGACCCCAACGAGCCCACGUACUGCCUGUGCCACCAAGUGUCCUAUGGUGAAAUGAUUGGCUGUGAUAACCCUGAUUGUCCUAUAGAAUGGUUCCAUUUUGCCUGCGUUGGCCUCACUACCAAGCCAAAAGGGAAGUGGUUCUGUCCGAAAUGCACGGCGGAGAGGAAGAAAAAAUGAGAUGCCACAUUGGAACUCCACUGACUGAAACAUCAUUUGAUAAAGAUAUUAAACUUUUGGGUCAGUUCACCUUGGACUGUACGACUCUGUGACACUUGACCAGAUCUGCAGUUUACAUCCUCAGCGUAUCAUAGACUCCUUUUUAGCAACUAAUUUAACCUGUCUAAAUAUCAUCUAGAAAUUAUGUUAGCAGAUUUGUGAGGAUCUGUCUUCAAGAAUAUUUUUGGAGGCCCUUUUUGAGUCGUUACUUUUGGUGCUGUGAAAAAUUUGCGAAAUUCCAGCACACUUGUCCCUAGAGUUGCAUUUAUUAAUUAUUUAUUAUUUAUUUAUUUAUUUUUGAUGAUCACAUGAAAAAAAAAAUCAUUGGGCACACUUAAGCAUCAUUAAAAGUAUUUAAGCUUUGUCAGAGUUGAAGGAGUAAGAAGACACUUGCUUCACUCUUUGAAUCUUUGUUAAGAAUUCACCCAGUGAUAACUUUUAAUACAGCAAGACAGUGCAUUCACAUAAAGAAUGACUAACUUGUUUCCUGUUGCCAACUUUUAGAGUCUGCAAAAAUGUUGGAUCAAAAUUUCAGUUUGUAUCAAUAUUGUGUCAGUGUCUCAGUGAUUGCCCAAUAGAAUGCUUGCUUAUAUCUUCACAAGGGAUUGCCCAAUAGAAUGCUUGCUUAUAUCUUCACAAGGGAUUGCCCAAUAGAAUGCUUGCUUUUAUCUUCACAAGGGAUUGCCCAAUAGAAUGCUUGCUUUUAUCUUCACAAGGGAUUGCCCAAUAGCAAUGUGGCAUAUAUAUUUAGGGAUGUCCAAAUAGCAUGCUUGUUAACAUCUUCAUAAGGGAUUAUUGAAGUCUAAAAACAUCAUGUUAGUUCCUAUGUGAUUUGUUGAUUUGAUUGCUCGUUGAGACAGUUUUGCAGUUUGAUUUAAACAUUGUGAACACAUGUUAAUGUGAAAAUUUUGGGGCCUCCUGCCUGUUUCUUUGAUUGAUGUUAAAUGCUUGCCGUCCCUCACAAACACAUUUAACAGUAGUGCAUGUAUAGUAGUUACUGAUUUAAGUGAUGUUGAUCACUUUGGAACAAAGAGUUAUGAGAAACAGGAACCUUAAACAGUCACGUUGAUAAUGCAUGUAUAUUGAUUACAGAGAAAGAGUCCUUUUGAAUAAUGUAGCAAUCAAGAGCAAUGUUCUGUGGUAUCCAAAAUUAUCUGGAUUCUCAAGUUUCAACAGUUUUCUUUUUCUUUUUUUAAGUUUAAAAGUUGUUUUAUAUCUGAAAGUUACUGCAAUUUCAAGUUUAUGUACUAUGAUGUCUUUUUUUUUAUGGUCAACAAUGAAAACAAAAUGAUGGGCAUGGUAAUUUAUAUGAGGUAAAAAGAAAGGAGUGAAGAACCAUAGUUAUACCUUGUUUGAUGAUAGUUACAGUUGAAUUGGUAACAAAUCACAUGACUCUUAAUGGUAGGUCAUGUGACAGAUCAUGUGACAGGUCACGUGACUGAUCAGAAAAUUGCUUCAGUCAGCACCAGUAUUUUAAAUGGUGUUCAAAAUAGAAGCAUUAUGGUAAGUUCAUUGUCCUCAGUUAUAAAACAUUAUUCCCCAAGAAAAUGUAGGAGGUCAUUUAUUUGGGGAUUUGUUGAUUUUGUACUUUUUGUUGGUGCUUAUCAAAAGAAAUACUGUGCACUUUGCAAGCCAUUCUCAAAGUUGAACAAAAUUUGUUGUCACAUGUAUUACAGUAAAUAAGUCAGAUGCAUGUUUUAAAAUUUUAUUGUCCUACACAAUACGUUUAUAAAGCAGUGAAUGUGCUUUAAAGUAACAUUAAAAAUUAGCAUUGUUAUUAUAAAAGCUCAUUUAGGCACUGUUUACAGAACACAAGGAACAGUUAUUACAGUCCAUCUGUGAGAAGAGCAAUCAAGCACAAUGUUUUUUACAUGUACAAAUAGUUUCACUAGGAAAAAGGUGAAACAAAAUGAUAUUGUAAGUAGUAAUUUUACGUAUACAUGUAAAUAUACACAAAUGUGUAAAUAAACCAUUAUAUUUCAUCAUUAUGUGUACCGUAUUUACAUUGAUCUUCAUUACUGUGGGGCCAAUGUUUGC
Lingula anatina is the source of this 3010-nucleotide messenger RNA. RefSeq names its product inhibitor of growth protein 4. The record is from RefSeq and is a predicted model, not a curated record. Gene Ontology annotation, cellular component: nucleus. Gene Ontology annotation, biological process: regulation of DNA-templated transcription. NCBI's taxonomy places the organism in Eukaryota, Metazoa, Brachiopoda, Lingulata, Lingulida, Lingulidae.